This is a messenger RNA of Coregonus clupeaformis (lake whitefish), 2914 nucleotides long. Its product is annotated as T-cell acute lymphocytic leukemia protein 1. The transcript is spliced from 4 exons. The coding region runs from base 178 to 1236 and encodes 352 amino acids. Lineage: Eukaryota; Metazoa; Chordata; Actinopteri; Salmoniformes; Salmonidae. Gene Ontology annotation, biological process: regulation of transcription by RNA polymerase II. The record is from RefSeq and is a predicted model, not a curated record. Gene Ontology annotation, molecular function: protein dimerization activity; RNA polymerase II cis-regulatory region sequence-specific DNA binding; DNA-binding transcription factor activity, RNA polymerase II-specific.
CUCACUUCCAGUUCCACACUGCACUUCACCCGCACAACAAAAAAAACUCAGACAUGGAUGACCCUCUCACAAAAUGGCUCCACUUUCACACUAACAUCAACAUCACGUCGGGAACGUGUGGUGUUUUCGACAGCUGAUUUAUGGAAAGGCAGGAUAUAACUGCAACGUGAUGAAAUUAUGGAAAAAAUGAAGCCGGAGCUUUGUCCUGUAAGUCCCGGUGCCAAAUCGUGCAGCCCACUGAAGCAGGAUUCCAUCAUCAGGGAGAAUGGAUGCAAAGACCUGGAGGACUCGAAGAAGGGGAACUUCCCUGGGGAGGGGGUUAAGACAGAUGACGCGCCUCUGCGGGACCCGCGCAACCGGACCAUCAUCCUCAACGGUGUUGCCAAGGAAACCGCUUACGACGCUUUUGACCUGAAAAGGGAAGUACCAGUAAUCGAUCUCUCGAGGAGAGACGAUAUAAAGGCGGGACAGCAGAGAACGGACAGUCACACAGUACCCAUCACGGAGCUUCGCAGACCACCCGUGCCAUUGCCGCUGCCGCACCGAGACGCGCUGAACGACGCUCGAAUGGUUCAGCUGAGCCCAAACGCGUUCCCUCUCCCGGCGCGAGCGAUGCUCUACAACUUGGCGCAACCUCUCGCCGCAAUCAACAGUCUUGGAGGGGAGUCGGAACAGUACUGCAUGUACCCCAGCAACAGGGUAAAGCACCGUCCUGCGCCUUACGAGGUUGAGCUCGACGAGGCUGGCCAGCCAAAGAUUGUACGGCGGAUCUUCACCAACAGCCGGGAGCGCUGGCGGCAGCAGAACGUCAACGGGGCGUUCUCAGAGCUCCGGAAGCUCAUCCCCACCCACCCGCCUGACAAGAAGCUGAGCAAGAACGAGAUCCUGCGUCUGGCCAUGAAGUACAUCAGCUUCCUGUCCAACCUGCUGGAUGACCAGGACGGAGGGGGCACAGUGGCCGCAAGCGACGAGACGGGGCUUCUGGUGGGGGGCCAUGAGGGUGGACCCCAGGGGCCCUGUCAGGACGUGGUGGGACUGGCCACGGAGGACGACCCAUUCCUCCAGGGCACGUUGUCGCCCGGGUCCAGCUGUGGGAGUCUGCCAGAUGGGGACGGCAGUCCCGAGAGCUUCACAGAGGACAGGGACUCGCCCCCAGCCCAGAGGACUGUGCCCGCCCCGCGCGGUAGGGAACUGCGACGCAACGUGCGUCCACAAGACAGUUGCAGCCAGCGAUGACGGUGAUGAUAAUAGUGGUGGUGACAGUCAUGACGAUGGUGGUGACGGAGUUGACGAUGAUGGAGUUGAUGGUGACGGUGUUGAUGGUGGACCGCAGGAAAAUCGAAAUGGAUUGACUUAUGUCCCCGAAAGAGGGAUGACAAGGGCCCUAGCAUCUCUGAGCUUCAUCUAAAGAGCGGUGCUUUAGGUUCUGGAAGCAUGCUGAGGACAGAAUUUCACUUCAUCAGGAUGCUAAUCAGCCCAUACUGAAGCCAAUGGCAGCUUGCUUGGUAUGGUCCUUAUUUGGUCAGUUGGUUGACAAAACGAAAGACUUGUAAAUUCUGCAUGCUUUUAAUGCUGUCUACGACCUGGGUUGAGGAACACCUCAUAUUUCCGGAGUUAUGAAUGUUCAAAUACAGUGUGCUUCUGUUACACUAUCAUGUCAUGAGAAGUAUACAUCCUAUGUCAUCAUCAUAGAAGUCACUGAUGCCAUGGUACACGAGGCGACGCAAUGGAGGUUACAUCAGGAAAUGGCAAUGCUGUCAUGUUCUCACCUUGGGUUAAGAUCCAACUUCGCCAGUUGUCAAUGAGGGCAUUCUAACUCUUCUGAAUGGUCAAGUUUACGACAACAACACGACAACAGCAUAGCUGUUUCACUGAUAGCAAUGACUUGACGUCAAAUCUUCACAACAUAAUACACACUUAAACAAGUAUUAACAACAAUUAUUUGCUUGAAAAUGUGUUAUCUUAAGUAAGGUCGCACUCACAACACAUUAUCAAACAUGCACAUAUAUCAUUACCUACCAAAAUAUGUUCUACAGUGGUUCAUGUCAAGUGAUGUGAUUAGGCAGUUUGAUAUAUUUUAGACAGGGUUUUCAGGCAGGUUUUUUUUUUUAAGAUUCUGCUCAGUGCUCCUGAACACAUUAAAUCAACAGUAGCCAAACAACAUGUUCUCUAGAAAAUGAAUGACAAACAUGUAGAAUGAUAUAAAUGUGGUACCUUAUUUAUAUUUUUGGUCAUACAUAACUGAUUAGCAUUGAGUAAAACACCCCAGAGUAACAUGGCAACUGACUGUGAACCGUGUGCACACACAAACACACACACACACACACAAACACACACACACACACACACACAUCAAGUACAAUCUGAUUUCUGAGACACAUUGCCAUAGCAUGUAGAUGAUGGACUUAUGUGUGGCGAGGUAACAAGCAACUACAUCUACCAGAGGUUAAGAAAUUACAAUUUCUCCUGUCAAGAGGUACAAAUAGUAUUUCCGUAACUGAUGUCCAAUGAAAUCAUAUGAUGACUCACCCAAUAAUUUUGUAUAUUAUACAUUUCUAUUUCAAUGUUUUUUUUCAUUGUAAUGCACUUGUGAUUUGGUAUGGUACACUAAGUAUAUCACCUCCUAAAUAUGCCCUCAUUUUCUCUGUUGGGAUUAGCAACGACACCAGCAGUUUUAUGUCAGUAAACAGUGAGGCGUACAUCUCUGUUGUUUGGUUAUUUGAUCACUGCUUUUUCAGCAGACAUUUAGUAGCCUAUCUUGGUACCUUUGGUUACUAUUUUAUGAACUACAGGAAAGCAAAGGGGCAUUGUAUGUUCUUUUUAGUAAAAAAGCAUGUUUGUUGUAUGAUAGAUAUAUCUAUGACUAUAUGCAAUGGCUUUUAUAUAAAAUGCUGAAUAAAAUGAACACAUGAAA